Molecule: messenger RNA, 1182 nt
Organism: Lolium perenne
Lineage: Eukaryota; Viridiplantae; Streptophyta; Magnoliopsida; Poales; Poaceae
Source: RefSeq, a predicted model, not a curated record
AUGGUGCAUCAGCACCACCCGCCCCUGUUUCCCCUCCCUGGCCUCAGGCCCAGCCCAGGGAACCACCUGGACUCCCCUCUCUUCCUCAACCAAGCCCAAAAACGGGCAGCCCAACUCCUGCCCCGAAACCCUAGCAACGCCAGGAGAGGAACACGCCCGCGCGGGAGACCUCCCGCUCGAACCCCCUCUUCCCGCGCGCCCCCUUCCCUCGCUGCUGACGCAAGCCCUCACGUCAUCACCCAGCACCGCCCCGACGUCAGCAACUCGCCAUCCAUUGGCCAACGCCACCGCCCUGCUUGGCCAUUGGUCGUGGUCACCGCCCGCUCCCGCCUGCUGCUUCCCCGCCCGCCUAUAAAAGGUGCCCCAGCUCGCUCUCCUCCUCCACACUACCCCUCUCCACCCUCCCAGCUCUCUCACAGAGUACUGAGGAGCUCCGCCCGCUGCUCGCUCGCCGGAGAAAAGCCCCCGCCCGUGGUCACCGCGUGGGUGACGGGCACGAGCUCGGGACGCCCCAUCGCUCCCACCUCCCCCUCUCUAGUUUCUUUGGUUCCCCACCCUCUCCCCGUCCUAAUCCUACCUUUUCCGCCGCCCAGGAUCGCCGGAACCGCCGCCGUCGCUGUUUCGCCGGCGAUCGCUGCGAGGAAGACGACCGCGGGCCGAGCUGCUGCACGCGGAAAAGAGGCCGCCGAUCCCUCCCCUGCACCGCCCCAGGUCGCCACCAACCCGUCCUACCACUGCCGCCGUCCGCUGCUUGCCGCCGGUGAGUCUCCGCGUCGCCCGUCCUUCGCCUGUAGCGCGUGCGUGGUCGCGGGAGGGAGGCGACGCCCGUGCGCUAGGGCUCGUUUCCCUCGGAUCGACUCAGACCGACGAGGCCCUUGCCGGAAGAGGCCUCUGGACAAGUACGAUCCAGAUCCCGUCAUUCAUUGGCUGGAUCUGAGGAUGGGCCGGACUCCAUCUUCCCGCCUUGGCAAGUCUCCGCCGGAACCAGCUGACACUCCCUCAGCCAGCAACAACCCACAGAUCCAUGAGCACGAACCUCCCCUGCAGGCCGAGGUUGGCGACGAGUUUCUGGAUAAGCUCAUGGCCGAGGGCCAGAAGAGCGAUCCUCCUGCCGCUGGCGCCGGCCCCAGCCAUGCUCCCUCUGGCAAACGUCCUCGAACUGAAGUCAUUGGAGGGAAGUAG